AGUACCGGGUUAUCCGGAAGUUCUAAAUGUGGCGCCUUAAUGUGUCAUCUUGAGGUCACAGUAAAACUUGCAGAGAACUUGGAUUUAUGCCGUCGUCAUUUUGGAACCCAAACAUACACACAACGUCAACACAACGUAGUAUCAGGAGUGGGAACGACUUGGUGCAUUAGUUACGUCGUAUUCCAGCAGCAAAGAUCGACUCAGUUUUAUUAGCUGCUACGGCUAACAGCGGCGGGCGAGACCAAAGAGAUGGCAGACACACCAGUCAGCGCUACAGCUACUUUCACCAUGAAAAUCUCCACUCUGCUAAGUUCUGCUAAUUCUACAUAGCUCAUUAUGAAUAAAUGAUGAGUCAAUGAGCUUGGUUUCCUACUACAGAACAAGAAGUUUUACAAGGAAGUUGAGUGGAAGCGACCUCCAAACAUCUCAGUGCCAUCAAAGUAUUUAGUUACUGUCCAAACAUCAGAUCUGAACACAGCUCGGUAUGACACUUUCGGAGAUGGGAAGAUUUGUGGCUCUUCUUGUGUUGUGGGGAUGUAGCCUCAGCUGCUGUUCAUACGUCCAGCUGCGUAAGUACUAUUACAUAAACCAGAACAUGAGCUGGGGAGAUGCCCGGGAAUACUGCAGAACGCAUUACACCGAUCUGGCAACCAUUGAAAGCGACAACGACAUAAACGGGCUACAGUCGGGUUUUUCCUAUGAGAAGGCAUGGAUCGGACUGUGGGAUGACCCAAGUUCUUGGAAGUGGAGCCUUGGCAGUCACCCCAACUCUUGGAGAUGGUCAUCAAUAGGCGAACCAGGCAGAACCAGUUAUUCGGGCUUUAUUUAUGAUGACCCUAAUGCUCAAGGAGCAAGAGAAUACUGUGCAGUGAUGAUGGAAGAAGGUGGAUGGUAUGAUAUCAGCUGUGAACGAAAUCAUUCAUUUGUGUGUUACACUGCCAGCAACGGAUCAGGAAAAGUGUUUCAUCAUGUUAAUACUAUUAAGUCAUGGUAUUCUGCCCAGGAGUACUGCAGAUCACACUACACAGACCUUGCUACAAUUGAGAACGCCAUGGAAAACGAUAUGAUCUUUAACGAUACUCAAAGGCUAUAUUUCUGGAUUGGUCUGUCCCGAGUUCCGUGGACAUGGUCCAAUAGGUCUCCAGUUUCCUUCACUAACUGGCAGACUGGACAGCCAGACAACCAGAACUCGACCCAGUUCUGUGCGGCUGAGUUGUCUGACCACAAGUGGACUGAUGAAGACUGUAGUACAAGGAUGGUCUUCAUUUGUCAUAAAACCAUGAUGUCAAAGACCGUAGUGAAGAUGCAGAUUAAGGCGUCCGCAGAUUUAACAGAUCCAACUGUAAAUGCCAAGGUUCUCCAGCAGCUCCGUACUAAGCUGACCAAUCAGGGAUUGACCAAUGUUGUGCUCCGCUGGAGGAGUCCACCAACAAAGCAGAAGAAGCCGUAGACUUGAAUCCUGAUGUGGUAUCAAUAUUGUGCAGACAAGCUUCCAUAUGAGUUAGUUAUUUAGCAUACGAAAGCACAAUAAAUUAUAUUUAAUGUAAUUAUUACAAUAAAAUAUUGUAAUAUCUAACACUAUUAUAACAUAGAUACUGAGGGAAGUUGUUUUUUUGUUUGUUUUUUGUUUUUACUAAAAACAUUUCGAAGGUUUGCUCACUGGCUUUGAAUACACAUAGAGACAAACCAUUGGUCACAGAAGGGUGUCACUCAUCAUGCAGGUGUACAUGCCCUGGCAGUGGAAAGGCCCUGGUUUUCACAAUUGAUUAGACUUUUUUUUGUUCAAAUGUUGUUUAAAACCAAAUAAUUAAAAGAAAUUAAAGGGGUACUUGUCCCACACCUGUAGUGAACGAGUGGUCCGGCCGUGUCACAGUGACAUCGAUGGACAAGGAAAAAGACAUUAAGUCAAGUUGUUUAAGUUGAUUUAUUUGUACAAACUCACAAAAUACAUUUGAUUCAAUGGACUUUACAGUUCUAAAAUUAGAAUUAAACAGGAGUGAACAGAAGGUCGUUUUUCACCAGUUUCUUUGUUAUUCCAGUUAUCGUCGAGCCCGUUCUGUGUUUUAUCUACAUUUGACAUCUUUGAUGUGUUGGAAGAAUUUACUAUCUUGGCUAACCAUAGGUUUUUUUGGUUGACUGCUGUGGAUAUGACAUUUACUUUUUAAUAAUAUUUGGACUGAUUUAUUUACUUACCUCAGAGGACAUAUGUAUUUACAUAAGGCGGAGGACAUUCAAAUGGCUCUGCAUUUGACUGUCCUCGGACAAAUGAAGGACAAAUAGAUUUUCCC
Messenger RNA from Cynoglossus semilaevis (tongue sole), 2288 nucleotides. Its product is annotated as macrophage mannose receptor 1-like. NCBI's taxonomy places the organism in Eukaryota, Metazoa, Chordata, Actinopteri, Pleuronectiformes, Cynoglossidae. The transcript is spliced from 8 exons. The record is from RefSeq and is a predicted model, not a curated record. The coding region runs from base 485 to 1450 and encodes 321 amino acids.